AUUUAGGAAAAUAUUCUCGGAUUUAACGAUUGAAUUCAUUGGCAAAUCUAAUAAGAAAUGCAAGGAAUAUGUCCAGCAUUUUGUCGAAACAGAGAAAUGCUAUACGAAUACACAGCAUGAAGAUUUUACUAAAAUGAUUGGGGAAGUGAAGUCGAAAUGCAUAUCUGAUGUUCAGUUGAAAGUGUCGGCACAAGUGGUUCAACAGAACCUAAAGUCGGAUUGGAUUUCAUACAAGAAGAAUGACUUUUGGUUUGUUCUCAAAGGAAACACUCUUUUGUGGUUUAAAGAUGAGACACAAAAGGAUAGAAAGGGUUCAAUAGAUGUAAACGGUUCUCAGUUUAAGAGCAUUGAAUCCGAUCUCUCAUUGGUUUUAAUCUUAUCGAAGAAAAAAAUGAUUGGUUUUAGUCUUAACAAUGAAUUUGAGUUAGUAUUCACUUCAAGAGAUGUGGCGUUAAAGUGGAGGGAAUGGUUAGAGGAGGCGGGGGUUAAGCCCUGUUUAGGUGACAAUCAGUCGAUGGCUAACGACGACAAUGAAUCGGUGUAUAACAUGUCGUCGAGCCGUAACUCAGAAUCAAGUCUUAGUAUCCCUACUGUAUGUGAAGACAUGGCUUUUCCCGAACAUAUGGCCACACAAGUGGACGAAGUGAAGAGAUUAAUCAAUGCAUACAUUGUUAUAUUGAAGAAGACUUUUAAGGAUCGUUUGCCAAAACUAUGUCAAUACGAGUUAAUAGACUCUACGUGUAAAUUCAUUGGCACUAAACUUCAGGUACAGAUUCGCCAACAGUUCCCAUCCAUUGAUGAUAUUAUAGGCGAUGAUCCCAACAAAGACUUGAGAAUUGAAUUACAGAAUCAGAAACAACAAUACAUUGAAGGCAUUGACAUAAUGGACAACUUUACUCAACUAAAGUCUUUAAAAUAA
Molecule: messenger RNA, 919 nt
Organism: Medioppia subpectinata
Lineage: Eukaryota; Metazoa; Arthropoda; Arachnida; Sarcoptiformes; Oppiidae
Source: the annotation of a GenBank genome assembly